This is a messenger RNA of Caenorhabditis remanei, 243 nucleotides long. RefSeq lists its product as uncharacterized. The transcript has a single exon. The coding region runs from base 1 to 243 and encodes 80 amino acids. The record is from RefSeq and is a predicted model, not a curated record. Lineage: Eukaryota; Metazoa; Nematoda; Chromadorea; Rhabditida; Rhabditidae.
AUGGGCGAAAGCACAUCUGGAAGUGAUUUAAUAGGCGGAAAGCAUAAGAUGAGCCGAGUGACGGCACGAUGGAAGCAAGUCGAUGAAUUGUGGAGACCAGUAGAUUCUCUGAUAACGACGAUCUUCGUGACGAGAAUAGUCUUCGCGGCGAAGGAAUGGAGCGACGUAGUCGAGUCCAAGUGCACGGCCAUUCCAGUAGAGGAAUUGGUUUUGGUGACUGGAAUGAAAAAAUGGAAAAAAUGA